UUAGCGUUCAGUAUCGAUUUCAGUCUCUUCCGUAGAACAAUAUAAAAUUAUUACCUGUAGUUAAAAAAAAAAGUUUAAGCAACAUGAAGAGUUUUUUGGUUGCGGUGCUUCUAGUUCAGAUAGCCGGGAUUUUGUCUUUAGAUUACUACGAUGUUCUCCUUUAUGAUUACUCAUCGAAAUCGGGGGAAAACGCCAAAGAUAUAAUGCAUCACAAUUUGGAAAAUAUACACAGCCUUCUAGAAACGACCAAAAAACUGGAUAUCGUCGUUUUCCCAGAAUACGGACUGACUUCCAUCAAUAUCACCAAAGAGAAUGUAGCGGAAUUCGCCAUAGAAGUGCCAUUCGCGGAAGCCCAACCCUACGGGGAUAACUUUGAUAGCGACUAUCUGAAUAGGCUGUCAGUGAUAGCGAAAGAGAAAAUCAUCAAUUUGGUGGUGAACGUGUUGGAAAAGGACACGAAGAGCGGAAAGUACUACAACACGAAUCUAUUCUUCAGCAACGAAGGUCAGCUGAUUUACAGGUAUCGCAAGAUCAAUUUGAGUGAAUGGGAGAAGAGAUUUUUAACGGCCGGCACCGAAUUGGGAAUUUUCAAGUUCCCGAAAAUCGACAUCAAAUUCGCAACUCUUAUAGGGGAAGACAUUUUGCACUAUAACCCGGCGAUCGACUCGAUUGCAGAACGCGACGUGACCAACGUCAUCCACACAUCAGCAAUGCAAUCGGUCCUUCCCUUCAUGGGCUCUCUACCCCUCUUCAGCGGCUUUGCAAAGAAGUACGGAUUGAACUUGUUGACCUCCAGCUACAACAACCCAAGAACCGGACGCGGAGGAAGCGGCAUGUUCUACCCUGAGGGGAAUCAUUUCAAGCACAUAUCAACCGGGCCGAGCACGACCCCGCUGCUGCGUACCGUUCGCAAUUUGAAUGUGAAAGUUCCUGAAAAAGUCUGCGACUCUAAGGUGAAUCCGAGGUCAUUGGAAACUGUCAACGGUACGGUGAGCAGAGGAUUGGUUGGUGGAAAGCCGUCGUUGGACAAGUACGAGUAUAUCGCCGAUAUCGAGAAAAACCAGAAUUUGUAUAAACUCACGAAGAUCGUGGAGGGCGUCAACAACGUGACCGUUUGCACGAACGACAUCUGCUGCAAGAUCGAUGUUGACCUGCAGAAGACCUCUCCCACGGAUGCUGUAUACGUGGCUGCUGCUUAUUACAACAAGAACACUGACUUGUACGGAUGCGGAUUCCUAUCUUGUGCCGACAACAAUUUGAGUAACUGCGGCCAGAGGAUCGACGAUGCCGAAAAGUUAACAUUCAAGGACGUUACCAUCUCCGCCAAAAAUAAGUACACCAAGAUCAACGCGUACAAUAUCCCUGUGGCUAUGCUCUCCAAUUACUUGGACUUCGACCAUUACACCUAUUGCGUCGAUGAGACCAACGGAAUUGUCAUGAAGUCUGAUGUCGCGAAAGAUGUUAUCGUCUACGGAUUCAUCGGACACAUCACAAGCGGUGCUUCCAUUCUUACCUCCAACAUCUUCCUCCUCACACUUAUCUUUGCUUAUUUAUAUAAAUUAUUUUAAUGAGUUGAGGUUGUAGACACUUAUUUAUAGUAAUAAACAAAAAUUUUAUUAUCAACCCAUAAGAAAAUAUUUCUACAGAAAAUUAAGUACAUAAACUAAACUUGUAUACAAUUGUUAAUAAAACGAGAGAAAAAAGAGAA
This is a messenger RNA of Nicrophorus vespilloides, 1708 nucleotides long. RefSeq names its product vascular non-inflammatory molecule 3-like. The transcript is spliced from 7 exons. NCBI's taxonomy places the organism in Eukaryota, Metazoa, Arthropoda, Insecta, Coleoptera, Silphidae. Bases 84 to 1568 code for a protein of 494 amino acids. The record is from RefSeq and is a predicted model, not a curated record.